AUGGAAAACUCAUCCGAGCAGGCUUUCUUCGCCAGAAUAAAAUUGAGAGACUUCUUGACAAACAUAUGGAGUCAAUUGGUUCGUCCCUCCUUGGACCAUGCUAUCCAUCGUUACGAGACUAACCCGGUUGCUGCAGGCGCAUCACGGCUAUCUCUGUCGACAAUUACCUCGGAAGAACUAUGGCGCCGCAGCGGUAGAUUAGAUCAUGUCUCUUCAGAACUUUUCCGCUUGACUGAUCGAAAGCAAGUCCCCAUAAUACUGUCACCCACGCAUGAGGAGGAGAUCACAACACUGGUGGCUGGCGCAUUGAAAUCGUUUAAAGACUUGCCUUUGCGUCUAUAUCAGACUACUAGAAAGUACCGAGACGAGAUGCGUCCCCGCCACGGACUGCUGCGUUCUCGGGAGUUUAUUAUGAAAGAUCUGUACACAUUUGAUACAUCAUUUGAAUCAGCCAUUGAAACAUACAAAUGUGUCUCUAAAGCAUAUCGUGCCUUUUUUGCGGAUAUGAAAAUCCCCAUUCUGGUUGCUGAGGCAAGUUCAGGAGACAUGGGGGGCGAUUAUAGCCACGAGUAUCAUCUGGCACAUCCUAUUGGAGAAGACAGAGUCAUUUCAUGUGAUUCUUGUGAAUAUACUGCUAAUGAUGAAGUUGCAACGGCACGAUUAUCCGAUCAUUCUCGUCAGACUUCUCCGCCGCUGGCCAUCACACAGGCAGACAUUGGCGUAUGGCGUGGUGUCACCAAAGAUCGCACGACACUGAUCAAUGCCUGGUAUCCCAUCAAGAGUAGCCAUGGCACUGGCACAGAAAUAAAUACACAUGCUGUGAAAGAACUCAUCGCAGAGUUAGAUACAAGUGUCAACGAUCCCGUUCACUCUUGGAAGGACACCGCGGCUGCCAGAAAGGAGGGGAAGAACACGCGCCCUCGAAUUAUCAACGUUAUUGACUUUAGAUUGGAAACUGUUUAUAGUCAGUUGAAGGAAAGACUGCCCUUGAUUCCGGGCUCUGCCCAAAGCGCCGAGCCAUUAUCUCAGUCAGACAUCAAUGCCUCACAACAUGGAGAGCCACUGAAUCUGGUACGGCUGAUGGACGGGGAUAGCUGUCCCCGAUGUGAAGCUGGUUCACUUCGAAUUCACCGGGCAUUGGAGCUAGGCCACACGUUUUACCUCGGUUCCCGCUACUCAAAACCCUUCGAGCUAUCCGUUACUCUUCCAAACUCCAAGGCUCCUGUCCCAGUGGAAAUGGGAUGCUACGGGAUUGGUGUAUCGCGAAUCUUUGGUGCAGUGGCUGAACACAAAGCGGACGAGCGAGGCCUCAAUUGGCCCAGAGCGAUUGCCCCAUUCGAGAUUGUGGUCAUACCAACAUCUGGGGUAAACUCUCAAACCCUGGAGUUCCAUGACAAGCUCACCAGUUGGUCGAGUACUGGGCCAGGGUUCGAUGCAGUCUUGGACGACCGUAAGGAGACAUUCGGCUGGAAAAUGCAGGAUGCCGACAUGACUGGUUACCCUGUUACUAUUGUUCUCGGAAAGGCAUGGAGAGAAAGGGGAGUAUGCGAAGUACAAUGCAGGAGCUUGUCCUCGAAGGAGAAUAUUACUGUUGCGGAUCUGCCAGCACAUUUGAAUGGUUUACUCUCGCAAUUGUAA
This is a messenger RNA of Metarhizium robertsii ARSEF 23, 1638 nucleotides long. Its product is annotated as prolyl-tRNA synthetase. Gene Ontology annotation, biological process: prolyl-tRNA aminoacylation. Gene Ontology annotation, cellular component: mitochondrion; cytoplasm. NCBI's taxonomy places the organism in Eukaryota, Fungi, Ascomycota, Sordariomycetes, Hypocreales, Clavicipitaceae. Gene Ontology annotation, molecular function: proline-tRNA ligase activity; ATP binding. The record is from RefSeq and is a predicted model, not a curated record. The transcript has 4 exons. The coding region runs from base 1 to 1638 and encodes 545 amino acids.